AUGGAGACGCAUGUGUCCAGGAAUGAGACUGAUUCUGGGGAGCCCUUGAUUCCCACCGACUGCGGCACCGCGGCUCACAUAGAGAGCAGCGAAUGCUGCCCCGUCUUCUGGGGCGACGGCUCCCCGUGCGGAUCAGCCUCGGGGCGGGGCAGCUGCCAAGAUGUCACGGGCGAGACCCCCCCCGGGGCGCAGGAGGAGAGGGCGAGGGAGCAGAUCAAUACCAGGGACUUCCGGCUGUGGUGGCCCACCUACUUCUUCAGGCGGGCCUGGGUCCAUUACGUUUGCGCCAAGCCCAUCAGGACCUCGGCCGAGCCCUAUUUUGGGCACCGCAGUGCAGCCUUCCUGAUUUGGCAUAGGAUGUACCUCCUGCAUCUAGAGGGGGAAAUCCGAAACAUCACAGGAGACAACAGCUUCACCAUGCCCUUCUGGACCUGGCCAGGCAAGGGUGGCUGCGAUGUUUGCACCGACCAGCUCUUCGGCAGCUCCCAGGCCGGUGAGCAGCUCUCUGGGCAAUUCAGCAGUUGGCAG
Rhincodon typus (whale shark) is the source of this 528-nucleotide messenger RNA. Its product is annotated as tyrosinase-like. The record is from RefSeq and is a predicted model, not a curated record. Gene Ontology annotation, molecular function: oxidoreductase activity. Lineage: Eukaryota; Metazoa; Chordata; Chondrichthyes; Orectolobiformes; Rhincodontidae.